Molecule: messenger RNA, 2760 nt
Organism: Scophthalmus maximus (turbot)
Lineage: Eukaryota; Metazoa; Chordata; Actinopteri; Pleuronectiformes; Scophthalmidae
Gene: zar1l
Product: zygote arrest 1-like
Exons: 4
Coding region: 1339-2151 (270 amino acids)
Biological process (GO): translation
Cellular component (GO): cytoplasm
Molecular function (GO): mRNA base-pairing post-transcriptional repressor activity
Source: RefSeq, a predicted model, not a curated record
UCCCCUCCUCUGUUUAUAGUAUUUGUAUAUCUUUUUUAAUACUUUCUGUUAUAUUUUGUACAUACCUAUUGCUUUUUGAAAAAUUCUUUCUAUAUUCUUCUGUCCACUUCGCUGCUGUAACGCCCGAAUGUCCCCAUUGUGGGACAAAUAAAGGUGUAUCUUAUCUUAUCUUAUUAUUUGAUUGUGGAACUGGUAAGUACAGGUAAAACAUGAUCCUUUAUCCAUUUUAUAAAUAAAGUUUAUAACAUGUAAAUUGGAUUUUAAUUACCCAGUGUGGAUUAUAGUAUGUGUGUGUUUUACAGUUUAACAUCUAAAAACUAUUAUUUUUAAAAGACUAAUAUAACAUGAGUUCCUUUGUAUUCAAUCUGAUUGCUGUGCAAAAUAAAAUGUGCAAGACAGACUAUUGCCAUUACAAAUUAAACGGACACCAAAAAUAAAUAAAAGUGUUUACAGAGAAUGCCACUCCAACAGCUUGCAUUAGUUGCCUUAACUGCCUUUUUUGGCAGAGUCGAGUAUAUUCCUACAGUACAUGAACGCAGCAGCAAGAUGUGUGUCAAAUGUUUUUUUUGUGCUAGAUUAAACCCCUUAAUGUUCUCAUUGAGAUUAGAUUCAUGUUCCAUCUGUGUAAACUAUAUUUACAACCAUUUAACUGCUGGGUAUUCUUUUUUCUCUUUUUUUUUACCAAUCCAGUUAAAGUUAUUUCAUCAUGUCACUGUGUCUAUGGGCUACUUUGAACACACAAAGAUAUUCUGAAUAUUAUAAAGGGAAUAUACAGUCUCAAAGAUCAGCAUGCUUGCUUUGUCCUUUGCUGUGAUGGAUCCCUCGGUCGCCUGUAGGGGGAGCUCCAAUAUAAUGUUUUGGAAAACUGGGAUUCAUUCAUGUUGAGCAUGUUUUGAGAGUAAUGUGUUUUAAAAGAUUUGCCUAAAUGCAUAUUUUGUUAAAGCUGGUUUGAGGCAUUACAGAAGUUAAGGUUCAGUCUGUCCUGCAGAUUUGUGGACACGUUGCCUCUGGUCCUUUCAUUAUUGUUUAAGAUUAAACAUACAACAAAAAAGUGUGGAGAGGGAGGGGGGCUACAUGAUUAUCAAUUUAACAGGAAUUAUUAUUUUCUUUUUCAAAUGACCCACAUAUGCUAUGGUGGGCCCAAACUAAACACCCUCAAUUAUUAUUAUCAUUGAAUGAGCAUAUACCAGAAGGAGAAUAUUUGAAAAUAUGUUUUAAUGUUUGCAGCUUAAUUUGGACUCGCACGCCCCCUUGUUCUCCAUCAACCAAUUAGUGUUGUCGGGAGGCGAGCGUAUAAAUCUCAGCAGGUAGAACUCGGACCGGUUUCACGGCUCCAGGAUGGAGGGGUUCCUGUCCACGGUGCCACCGUACGGCGUCUGCGCUCCCCCCGCCCGGGGCACCGGCUGCCGGGGCAAGCGGGACGGCCGCUUCAUGACCCCCCAGGGCCUGAACUACCUGGAGCUCUGCAGGGCCUUCCUGGCCCAGGUCCACCCGGGCGCGGCCCCCGCGCACAGGAGGGCGAGCACCAGGGAGUGCGGCGUGCAGGUGAACGCCAAGGUGGACAAAGUGGUCCAGUGCUCGCUGGGUCCCAAGACGCUGCUCGGCCCGGAUGAGGGCGACCGGCCCGAGGGCCCGCACCCGACCGGGCCGGGCGGGAGGUCGCCGGCGGGCGGCGUGCGCUUCCCGAGGCCCGUCUCCAUCUACUCGCCGGUGUUCGACCGCAGGGUCUUUGUGAAGAAACUCUGCUACGACGAGCACCGGGACCACGACGACGGCGGCGGCGGGAGUGAAGGAGAAGCUGAGCAGGUCGAGUCUGACAAGGAUGCUGAGGCGGAUCACAGCAGCGAGGACACAGGGAAGGACCCCAAGACAACUUCCCGUCAGCCCUCAGGGGGUCCCAACUUUCAGUUCCUGGAGCAGCGGUACGGCUUUUUCCACUGCAAAAAGUGCAACAUCCGGUGGGAGAGUGCUUAUGUCUGGUGCAUCUCUGGAACCAGUAAGAGAAUUGUCCGUCUCGCCAGGUGUACUACAAGCAGCUCUGCCGGAAGUGCCAGGUGGGGUUUAACCCCUACAGAGUGGAGGCCAUCCUCUGCAAGGGUUGCUCUGAGACCUGCUGCAGCUGCGAGAGGAAGCAGAGGCACAUCAACAUGAAGAGGCCUCACCGCCAGGACCUGUGUUGUCGCUGCAAGGGCAUGCGGCUGUCCUGCGACGCCACCUACAGCUUCAAAUACAUCGUCUGAGCUCCGCCAGGGGGAGUCGCCCACCCCUCACGUGGAUCUGACGGAGUUAUUUUUGUCAACCGACGGUGGAAGAUGACUCCAGUAAACAGACUUUAAAGAGAUUUACUUGUUCUCAAACCAGCAAGCAGAUGAAUCUCUGGUUUGUUUCGAAGAAAAGAAAUCUCCAAAGGGCCGUCGUUGUUUCCCUCCAUUUAUCCUGCUGUGUAACUUGACGUGAAAAACAUUUGUUUUUUGGAAAAAAGAUUAAAAAAAAAAGAUAAUGAAAUGAACAUUGCGCCUCACGUGUGAAAUGUUUGUAGAUUAAAAUUGAAUUUGCACGAAUUCAUUGAAGACCUUGAUGUGUUUUAAUAUAGCAUUUAUAGCUUUAGCAGCUCAGUUUUGUUUGACUCGAACAGGUAAGCUCAUCCUAACAAACAGAUCAAAUGCUGAAUGAUCUUGGGUAGUGUGAAUGAAAGGCAGAGAGCUCAGUGCUGUGACUAAACGAAACUUCAGUUUUAACAAAGCCAUUCAGUAUAAUUUG